This is a messenger RNA of Centropristis striata (black sea bass), 1726 nucleotides long. Its product is annotated as guanine nucleotide-binding protein subunit alpha-14-like. The record is from RefSeq and is a predicted model, not a curated record. Gene Ontology annotation, biological process: phospholipase C-activating dopamine receptor signaling pathway; action potential; adenylate cyclase-modulating G protein-coupled receptor signaling pathway. Gene Ontology annotation, cellular component: heterotrimeric G-protein complex. The transcript is spliced from 7 exons. The coding region runs from base 10 to 1074 and encodes 354 amino acids. Lineage: Eukaryota; Metazoa; Chordata; Actinopteri; Perciformes; Serranidae. Gene Ontology annotation, molecular function: G-protein beta/gamma-subunit complex binding; G protein-coupled receptor binding; GTPase activity.
GUCUGAACGAUGGCUGGAUGUUGUGUGUCUGCGGAGGAGAAAGAGAACCAGAGGAUCAACGAGGAGAUCGAGAAGCAGCUGCGGAGAGACAAGAAGGACUCCCGCAGGGAGCUGAAGCUGCUGCUGUUAGGUACUGGAGAGAGUGGAAAGAGUACCUUUAUCAAACAAAUGAGGAUUAUCCACGGGGGAGGAUACACAGAUGAGGACAAGAGAAGCUACGCCAAACUGGUCUACCAGAACAUCUUCACGUCCAUGCAGGCCAUGAUCCGAGCCAUGGAGGCCCUUAGUAUAUCUUUCAAGGACCCCCAGAACCAGGACCAUGCAAACUCAGUGCUGGACGUGGAGGUGGAUAAGGUGGAGGAGUUUGAUCAAAGCCUGGCGGCGGCUGUCAGGCGUCUGUGGGACGACGGAGGAAUACAGGAGAGCUACGACCGACGCAGAGAAUACCAGCUGUCUGACUCCACCAAAUACUAUCUUAGUGACCUGGACCGGAUUUCACAACCCUCUUAUAUACCUGACCUGCAGGAUAUCCUCAGAGUCAGAGUGCCAACCACGGGUAUCAUCGAAUACCCCUUUGACAUGGAGAAUGUCAUCUUCAGGAUGGUGGAUGUUGGGGGUCAGAGGUCAGAGAGGAGGAAGUGGAUCCACUGCUUUGAGAACGUCACGUCCAUCAUCUUCCUUGUGGCGCUCAGCGAGUACGACCAGGUCCUGGCAGAGUGUGAUAACGAGAACCGUAUGGAGGAGAGCAAGGCCCUGUUCAAAACCAUCAUCACAUACCCCUGGUUCCAGCGCUCCUCUGUCAUUCUUUUCCUCAACAAGACUGACAUCCUCAAGGAGAAGAUCCUGCACUCUCAUGUAGCCACAUACUUCCCUGAAUUCACAGGACCUCAGGGGGAUCCGGAGGCAGCUCAAGAAUUCAUCCUGAAAAUGUACCAAGAACAAAACCCUGACAAGGACAAGCAGCUGUACCCUCAUUUCACCUGCGCCACGGACACAGAAAACAUCCGCUUCGUCUUCGCGGCCGUCAAAGAUACCAUCCUCAGACACAACCUGAAGGAGUUCAAUCUGGUGUAAAGAGGAGUACAAUGACAGACACAAGGAGAGCCCAGAUAUGAGAAUUAAGUGAAAAACAAAACUUUACAGUGCUUCUUCUUGGCUGUCUAGAAAGAGAACCAGCAGAUCCACUGACAAAAUGUACUGUUUCUUUUAUCCAAAAGGUUCAAAUAUUUUCAUAUUUUGUGCGUGUAAAAACCAGCUAAAGAGAAUAUGAACAUGUAACGGAUAAACCCAAACUGCUGUUCCUGUUUUUAUGUAUUGUGUGUUAUGUAGUUUCUAUUACAGCCUUUAUAGCAAUGUACUGAAAGAAAAUAUAGGAAUGUGAAAAUAAGUGUGAAGUUAUGUCAUAUUGACCAAUUGUGUGAGGUAGGAAUUUCAUUUAUUUUCAAAACAGCUAUCAGGAAAAGGAUCCAAGUAUACCAUUUCUUCUCAUGCAAUAGCUGCAAGGGUCCCUUCAGUCCUGAGUUUUGUGAUUUAUUAUUGUAAAGAUUUCUUUCUAACACUGAGCCACCUGUGUGUGCUUCUGCCUGCAAGUGCGUUAUUUACUCAGGACAGUCAGCACGAGUUGAGAUGUAAAUAAUGCAAGUUGUGGUUUUGAAAACUCUACUCAGCUGUUUCUCCUCAGGAGAAAUGGAAAUUAUAUUUAUGGUAAUUUUCAAUAAACAAUUAU